AUGGAAAGCUCCUUUGUUGAACUCCUGUACCUACCCUACAAUUCCUUCAAACUGGAUGAACUGAGUGAUGGCGAGAAAAAGCAGUGGAGUGCACAAGAUGACGAAGUACUCCUACGAUGUGGCACGACCGCACACAAGCGCCUGGUCGACUGUGAUCCUAUCGACUCAACUCACAGAAAACAAAUGCACACCCUAGAUCCGGUGAUCGGUCCACGUGCGCGGGAAUUUUUUGAACGACCGGAGCAGACCCCAGAGCUACUAGCAAAGGCAUUUGUGCAUUUGAAGAGGGGAGCUGAACGAUAUAAGGAAGUACAACAGUACACACCCUGGGCUAUCAAUAUGGUAAAAAUUGCAGACCUACCCAAAAAUUCCCUCCACCUAAGUAUGUCCUCUGGAAGUGAUCUCAUAGAGUUUAAGAAGGUAAAUAAAUGCUUAAUUUAUUAUAUUUUUAAUCUGAACGCAUUGGCCAUCCAGCCACCCUUGGUCUUAUGA
This is a messenger RNA of Dibothriocephalus latus, 492 nucleotides long. The record is from the annotation of a GenBank genome assembly. NCBI's taxonomy places the organism in Eukaryota, Metazoa, Platyhelminthes, Cestoda, Diphyllobothriidea, Diphyllobothriidae.